UUGGAGGGAGGAUGGAGGGGGACUUCACUGGGAAAGAUGUUUACGGGAAGCAUUUUGCUCCAAAAGAUUAUUUAAAAACAUACUACUCCUUCGGCAAGGAAGAUGGCUCCCAAGAAAAUGGUGCCCUAACUUUUCAUCUGCAAAAAUUCCACAAAACUUUCACAAUGGAUGGCAUUAAAGGAGACACUCUGAUUGAUAUUGGAAGCGGGCCCACUAUCUACCAAUUUCUCUCUUCCUGCGGGUCCUUCCGAGAGAUCAUUGCCACAGAUUACACUGACCAGAACAGGAAUGAGAUUAAGAGGUGGUUGAAGAAGGACCCAGAAGCUUUCGAUUGGAGCCAGGCUCUGAAAUAUGUGUGUGAGCUGGAGGGAGACAGAGAGAAAUGGGUAGAAAAGGAAGAGAAGGUACGAAGCACCGUCCGGCGAGUGCUGAAAUGUGACGUGACCCAAGUCAACCCUCUGGCUCCGCUGGUGGUGGCCCAAGUCAGCUGCCUGACUUCUGCAUUUUGCCUGGAUGUUGCGUGCAAAGACCUGACUGCCUACCGUGCUGCCUUGAGGAACAUCGGCUCCCUUGUAAAGCCCGGAGGGCACCUCGUGCUCCUGGUAGCUCUCAGAGGAAACGUCUACAUGGUUGGCCAGCACCCAUUCUUCUGCCUUUACCUUGAGCAGGAAACUGUAGACAGCGCAGUGACAGAGGCAGGCUUUGAUAUCUUAUGGUCUGAAGGGACCAAAAAUAGCUAUCCACCAACACAUUGUGAUGCCAAGGACAUCUAUUUCCUAGUUGCCCAGAAACGUAUCAAGGUGUAGGUGCUUGUGGGAAAUGACAGGAGCCCAAAGGAAAGCAAUAAUCUUACAAUGUCCAGACCGGGCCCACACAUGCAGGUCAGUGUUUCCAGUGAAAAUAGGGAUAUCCUAUUAGGGCGUGCCAUUUAAGGACGAUUUUUUUUUAAUUUGCUCAAUGAGGGGUUCUAAAAAUAUGUUAUUGCACAUGAGGAAUCCAAAUCUGCAAUUAUUUUUAUGAUUGGUUGAUGUUUAGCUUGGUAAAUUGAGAUCUGUUUGAAAUAUACUAAAAAAAGGCCGAAAACUCGCAUUUUGAAGCGAAGCUAAAGUUUUUAAUCAUUUUUAUACAAGGGAAAAUAUAAAGAAAUUUUGUUUCCAGCUGUAACAACAUAUCAUUACUUUAUCUUAGGCAUCCCCAAACUGCGGCCCUCCAGAUGUUUUGCCUACAACUCCCAUGAUCCCUAGCUAAGAGGACCAGUGGUCAGGGAUGAUGGGGAUUGUAGUCCAAAACAUCUGGAGGGCCGAAGUUUGGGGAUGCCUGCUUUAUCUUAUAACGUCCUAUUAUAGUAAUAAUAAUAAUAAUAAAUUAACAACUUCAAGGGCUGGUGUCACAUGAUCAUGUAUCUGCUGAGGGCCCACAUCUGAGUAGGAGAGCCACUGGCAGAAGCCCCCUGGACCAUGCUCUUCAAAAGAACUGUACACUGUUAAAAUUUGAUUCCUGUAGAAUCUAAAGGCCUGCUCUUGAUCCUCACAAAGAUGGUGUCAGACUUAGAGAAACCAUAUUCCAUGCAGGUCAAGACUUCUGUUCAUUUAAUGGUUCUGAAGCAGGAGAAUAUAUAGUAUUUCCAUCCUCCCAUCACUGUGAUAAGCAUAGUGCUUAUUAUCCAUGCUACUAUUGAAGGAACUAAAAUCUUGUCUUUCUUAAAAUGUGGCAAUCCUUCUCUUAAGAUUGUCCAACAGCCUGAAUCCUACACUAUCAGAAUGCUGUUUUUGCACCCCCAAUUUAUCCAAUAAGGAAAGACCGUCACUCGACUGAACUUUGGUAGCUCUACUUUACAGUGUAUUUUUAACACCUCCAAGUAGUUUAUCCAGUCCUCUGCAUAGACUUCAUUAUCGUGUUUAUCAUCAUAGCUAUUCUUCAAAGAAAACAUGCUUUUCUCCUUCAUGGGAAUAAAAUUCUGUUUGCAAA
Messenger RNA from Zootoca vivipara (common lizard), 1968 nucleotides. Its product is annotated as nicotinamide N-methyltransferase. Gene Ontology annotation, molecular function: N-methyltransferase activity. The record is from RefSeq and is a predicted model, not a curated record. Gene Ontology annotation, cellular component: cytosol. NCBI's taxonomy places the organism in Eukaryota, Metazoa, Chordata, Lepidosauria, Squamata, Lacertidae.